AAACAGAACUUUCCGGAUAUAACUCUUCAUCUCUUAAUUCUUCAAAAGCGCUAGAACCAAACCUGCAUAUAGCGUCAGAAAAUUUUCAGUUUCUCUUAGAUGCGGCCGAUCAGCAACCUAACGUUUCUGAAAUGAAGGAAACUGACUCGAAUCAUGACGGUCCUGCUGUAUAUAAUGCAGUGAAAAAUAUUACACAAGAUGAAGAAGAAAUACUCUUCGAAAAUAAAACUGCAGACUGCAUAAAUGAAGAAAUUUUUAGUGAGUCCAAUGAAACAGAAGAGUCUCCUGCUGAAAACAUUCGAAAUGUUCCUGUCUCUUCAGCAGAAAUCAGUUCAAAUCAACACGAACACAUUAGAUUACGACCGUAUUUAAUGCUUUCAUUGAACCGGAAACAUAUUCUUUAGUAUCGGAAAUAAUAUAUGAAGAAGAGCCUGACUCAACAGAUGAUCUGUCAGAAAGUGCUUAUAGUAUAGACUCAGAUACAACGUCAACUGAAGACGAACUUUCUGAUGACAUGAACAAAAAUCAAAUAUUUGACGAGUCUGAUAUCGAUGAAAAUAUGUUAAUAAUGGCUCAAUAUCAACCAGAAAAUGAUGAAACAUACGAAUUGGUAUCAAUCACUGCAACUUCCACUUAUCCUGAUAUUAAAUCAUACAUAUCAGAUUUGAUAAUAAAAUCGGAUACGAUGUCAAGUGUUUCUGACGAUCUGCCUGCGACAAGUUGGAACAAACACGUAGACGAAAUUUCUGCAUUCAAUAAUUCUAGAGAAAGAGUCGAAGAAAAAAUUAUUCGAGUGCAACCUGAAAGUGAUCUUGGUUUAUAUGAAGAAAUAGCAGAAAAUGAAUUGGACGUACAGGUAUUUCAAUUUGAUGAAAGGAAAUAUGAAGUGAAUACGAAACUUUCGCAACUUAAAGAUGUUGUGGGAGAUGCAAUUGGAUCAGAAAAACUUGAAGAAGAUUUUACGAUGUCAAGUAUUUCUGAAGAACUUUCUGCGACAAAUAGGAAUAAACACGUAGAUGAUAUUUCUUCAUUUGAUAAUUAUAGCAAAAUAGUUGAAGAAAAAGUUAUUAAAGUGCAACCUGAAAGUGUUCUUGAUUUAUGCCAAGAAAUGGCAGAAAAUAAAUUGGAUUCACUUUUGUUUGAUGAACAUAAAUUUGAAGUAAACACAAAUCUUUCACAACUUAAUUAUGUUGUGGAAAAUUCAAUUGGAUCAGAAGAAUUUCAAGAAGGUAAGAUCACACAAAUAGUUCAUCUGUUAUGUAAAAUUUAAUUUUCUAUUUUUCGUAUAACUUAAACUUUUUAUUAUCUUUCGUUAAUAGUUAUUAC
Messenger RNA from Centruroides sculpturatus (bark scorpion), 1326 nucleotides. RefSeq lists its product as uncharacterized. The record is from RefSeq and is a predicted model, not a curated record. Lineage: Eukaryota; Metazoa; Arthropoda; Arachnida; Scorpiones; Buthidae. The transcript has 4 exons. The coding region runs from base 515 to 1270 and encodes 251 amino acids.